AUGACACUAAGCGACGAUUAUAUUGCCAUGCAAGAUGAUCCUUGGCGCGAUCCAUAUCUGACAGACGAAGAGAAUGUUUCGCCAGUUAGGCUGAAUAGGCCAAAGCCCAGUCUUCUCGUCACCGAAAUCGGCAAGAAACCAACGUCUGAAAUGAAAAGCCAGUGGGAGUCAGAUGUGCGCAACGCAACGGUGGAUGUGGACCUUCAAAGCAUGUUUGAUUCCCUUGGCCUCCUGGAGAAGUUUCGCGAGUUUCAGGCAUCGCAUGGCACUGCUAUAGCCAAGCUUGCCGACAAGAUUUGUGCCAGGGACGUCCUCAAGGGCAUGUGGUUUGCGUCUGACACAGGCACCAGACGUGAACUCGUGCGCUUCAUUGACAGGUACCUCCACCUGGUCAUGGACGAGCUAGCUCCAGAUGUGUUACCUUUUGACAUCAUCAACCACGACUGGCGCUCCAUCUUCGACACUGAGCUGAUGCCUGGUCUCCUUGUCGGCUACCCUGACCGGGCUAGUUUGGAUGAAAAUCGCUGCCUUCAUGGCUUAUGCUGCCUGGAUAUCUACAUGCCAGUAGUUAUUUCAGGACAUGGUCUAAUCGACGACUCCAGCGAGGGCAAGGAUAUGGAGAAGAUGUGUGCCUGUGUGCGCGGUAUGUGGGCAGUCCAAUUUACUCGCGCGUUUAUCCCAGCACUGUACAUCGACGACGACUUCAAUGUCACGUUGUAUGUCUUUACUCGUGGCAGACUCCUGCGCACUGUGCUUGGCUCGCUCGUGGAUACCAACAAGGACACGCUCAUCAGCCUGAUUACACCACUGGCGUUUCACCUUCUACAGACAGAGCACUUUGGGAGGUUCUGCAACUGGUAUGAUGAAAUGUCAAGUAUGAGACUCACUCAUCGUACGCCAGUAGAUACCUAA
Molecule: messenger RNA, 912 nt
Organism: Linderina pennispora
Lineage: Eukaryota; Fungi; Kickxellomycota; Kickxellomycetes; Kickxellales; Kickxellaceae
Exons: 1
Coding region: 1-912 (303 amino acids)
Source: RefSeq, a predicted model, not a curated record